AUUUGGAGCAAAAUCAAAACAAAAUCACCAGUGCUCAUGUAAUCGUAUCGAAAAAUAGUGUUAAAAACCUGUUAAUUAUAACUUUCAUUCGCCAAAUGAAUGUAUCAAGAAUGAAUGUUCUUCGAAAUGUGUUAACUAAGCCGGCACUUUCGCUAAGACCAUUCAGUGUCAGCAGAACAUUCUCGCGUAGUGUAAUACAACAAGCGGAAAUACGGCGAAGCAGAUAUGAAACUAGCUGCCGAAAUGUUUUGCUGCCGGCGGUUACAAUAAACAGUCACAUAUGCCGGUUCAAUGGAACCCGAGCAAAGCCAGUAAAACGAGAAAAAAAUACACUCAUGCUGGUGGAAGAACUGACGAGAGAUGCUCGUACGUACCGGCGAAUACCACUCGACAAGCUCAACCAGGUUUUAGCCAAGCCGGAAGCUAUCACAGCUGAUGCGUACGAUUUUCUAUUGAGCUGCUGUGGUCGCUUGCUGAUGGAGCAAACGGCCGAGGUACGAAUGCGAUUGUUCAAAUCUAUUUGGUUUAUGGCUGGCGGCGGGGACACGGCAACCUUAAAUCGGUGGAAAGUUUUGCUACAGGUACACCGUGACAAUGGUAUCAAUUUGGACGGUGAAGACGUUGGUCAGUUCAUCAAUAGGGUGAAGGUGAGCAAAGAUGAAGAGUUCUACGCGCUACUAUUGGGAGCAGUUGCUGAACGUGGUGAUAUUGCGAAGAUGGAUGAAGCCAUUGCUGAGGCACGUGAAGAGGGUUUCGGCUCGAGCGGUAAGUUUGUUAGUCUGCUGGUUCGGGGUUAUUUUAGAGCAGGAGAUUUGUCUGCUGUGCAGACAGUGCUUGAUGAAAUUACCGAUCAGAAUGUUAAACUGGAUAGUAAUAUUGUUGGCGAGUUACUGGUUGGAAGGCUAACAAACAAACAGGUGGACGAAGCAGUUGAAAUAAUCAAAAAGCAUGGAUUGAUUUUGAAAGAGCAACACAUUUUAGAAGCUAUCAAGGAGGCUUUGUUGGUAAAACAAAAUGAAAUUGUAGCGCUUUUGUUAGAUUUACUUCCACCAGAUGUUUUAAAUGCUAUCACAAUUGAUCCAGCACUAAGGAAUGUUUGCUCGGAACUACUAGGCCUCAAGCGGUUUGCCCAGAUAAAAGAUUUGAUAAAUUUACUGCCAGUUCCAAGGUUCAAAUCUAGUGACAAUUACGAUAGCUACGCAACCUCGUUAAUCUUUGAAAUGAUUAAAACUAAAGCACCCUUCGAAGAGAUCGCGUCAUUUGUGGAGUUUCUCGUUAGAACUAAUAGGAAUACACGGGCACUGCAUGUGGCCUGCGAUUGUGCUUCUAAAUCGUGGAUCGAUUCGUUACCUAAAUUUUUAACACUUCUUCGCCAGCAAGAAGACCUCAGACCUCAUUAUUUCUGGCCUCUGAUUGUCCAAAAUUUCGAUAGACAGGGUGAGUCUGGAGUGCUCGAUGUCUUAAAAAUGAUGCAAAGCCUGGACACGACUCCCGACGAGGAAACACUUUCGGUUUUCGUCCUGCCGAAGCUAUCGAUCACGUUAAAGGAUGUACGGAUGGCUUUCAAAGUGCUUGACGACCGAGGAGUGAAAGCGGCCGUGCUUAUGAGCCCAUUCGUGACACACUUGCUGUACCAAAGUCGAUUUGAUGAUGUUUCCAAAAUAAUUAAACUUUAUCCGACUAAGAUUAACACGCAAACUAUGGUCUAUCCACUGGUUUUGCAAUCCCAGCAAGGAAAAAAUAGCGACCAGUUGCGGCGAAUUUCGAACGUGCUGCGAAAUUUGACAGAAAAAGCUCAAAACCCGAAGCACGAUCUGGCAGGACAACUUUUAAUUGAGAUAAUUAGCAACAGAAACACCAAAUUUGAUACGGUAUUUUUGAAAAGCUUUCUGGAGGAGUAUGAAAGGGCCAAUCUGCGAAUUAGUAGAAUGAGCGCGAACGUGCUUAGAAAUCAUUUAUCGAAAACCAAACAGGUAGGUGCUGAGUUGGACAGGUUGUUGCAAUCAUUGGUAGAUGAUCAACUGGGAUUAUCGUCCCGCGAGAUGUCCGAUUCGAUAUACGUUCACCCUCGAGACAUGAAUUAUGCAGAGCUAGAGUGUCAUCUAACUGAACUUGAAGAAAAAAAGAUGAAUGCGAGAGGGGUUCUACGCCGCUUGCUACAGCUGUGCAUUCGCGAGAAUCGUCUGAAACGGGCCGUUGAACUGAAACGAAAGUGCGACCAAGCGCAGGUUGAUCUAAGCUCCGGGUUGAUGGCUUCUCUGCUUGAAUUAAGUGUUAAGCUAAAAAAUGUCGACGAAGCGGGUAGAAUGCUGGCGCAAAUCAAACAAACUUAUCCGGGUUUCCUGCUAGAUGAUCACAAAAUUGUAGAUUUCGCAGCACUACUGGUUGAAAAUGGCUUUCUAGAGAAAGCAAGAGGCAUUCUCAAGGAGCGUGCAUCCUCGGGUACGAUACGCCCAGGAAACGCCAACAAAAACAUAUGGAAUCUACUGAAUAACACAGCACAGUACGCUGCAGGUAGCAACGCGCAAUCGGAACACAACCAAUGCUCGGAAAUGUUGCAAUUCCUGAUCGAUCUUGGUUACUGCGGUUACGAGAAUGCCCUACUAGGUCCAAUCAUUCGAGAAUAUCUACUCAAAAAUCAAAUCCUAAACGCAGUCACCGAGUUUCUGCGAAUAGCUACCGAACAUCGGAAGACACCGCUGCAGCUUGAAGUGUUCACCAUUCUUGUGCGGCUGACAAAUUCUAACGAUCCCGAAAUCCCUCCGGAAAUGGCGAAAAAACUGCUCGCUGAGGUGAUCCGUGUCGGUUCGGGUAUCCAUGGCUCCGUAAAUACUAACAACACCCUCCUGGUAGCAUUAGCCGACGCCGGCACGGAAGCACAACUACGCCGAAUACUCAUCAACCCAGAGACCCACAUCAAUCAGGAGUACAUUAUGACGCAGUGCGAGUUUCUGAUCAAUUCUGGCAAGCUGGACGUUGUGCUGCGAUUGGCAAAGUGUUCGCGGGGGUUGGCCAAUAUACGAGAGGCAGACUUUUUGGCGCUCAUCCUGAAGCAGUACGUGCGGGACAAUGACUGUGAGGCUGCGGUUGGACUGUUUCAUCGCCUGCAAGCCGAGGACGCUGAGAUGAAAAUAACGGGGGAUUUCGCGAAGCAACUGAUCGAUCUGCUCGAAGUUAACAACUACGAGGUGCCAACUGGGAUUCGGUUGUAUGCUAAAUGAGCGGAUUCCUUUUCGCGGGCAGUUGGUUGUUUGUAAUAAAAGUUUUAAAUAAAAGCGGUUCGCUA
This is a messenger RNA of Wyeomyia smithii (pitcher-plant mosquito), 3286 nucleotides long. It is a transcript of the gene Lrpprc2, whose product is annotated as leucine-rich PPR motif-containing protein, mitochondrial. NCBI's taxonomy places the organism in Eukaryota, Metazoa, Arthropoda, Insecta, Diptera, Culicidae. The coding region runs from base 96 to 3221 and encodes 1041 amino acids. The record is from RefSeq and is a predicted model, not a curated record. Gene Ontology annotation, molecular function: protein binding. The transcript has 2 exons.